Messenger RNA from Linum tenue, 496 nucleotides. Lineage: Eukaryota; Viridiplantae; Streptophyta; Magnoliopsida; Malpighiales; Linaceae. The record is from the annotation of a GenBank genome assembly.
AUUGAAUUCGAUUGACAUUUUCAUAACCAUGAUAUCCAGCAUGACACGCCCCUAAACUAAAACUGAUGGCUGCAAUCUUAAAUAGAUAAUACACAAAGAAGUCCUCUCGACCGAGUUUCCUUGUAUAGCCUAUGCAUACAGAGCAACCACUGGAGAUAAUUUUAUUUUACCGCUCUAAGGGCACAUGCUGCUGCCUUUUGCCGCCUUCUUUCUUCUAAUACACGAGAGGAUUGGUGGAAUGCAAAGAGCAACCUUGCAAUUUCGUCAGAUCCCAGGUCCCUCCACCAUUCCCCAGUUCCCUCUACCAUUCCCAGCGACGGUCCGACUCUUGAGGAGGGGGCUUCUUCUAAUACACGGGAGGAUUGGUGGAAUGCCCCAGACAUGCAGAAGUUCUCGAAUUCGGAAGAGGAUUGGUGGGGUAAUUCGGGUUUCUGUGACACUUUCUCUCAAGCCACGAGAACCCCUUAUACGGAGAGCACCUUUUACUCUACACAGA